Molecule: messenger RNA, 3761 nt
Organism: Bombina bombina (fire-bellied toad)
Lineage: Eukaryota; Metazoa; Chordata; Amphibia; Anura; Bombinatoridae
Gene: TEC
Product: tec protein tyrosine kinase
Exons: 18
Coding region: 157-2046 (629 amino acids)
Biological process (GO): T cell receptor signaling pathway; peptidyl-tyrosine autophosphorylation; adaptive immune response
Molecular function (GO): ATP binding; protein binding; non-membrane spanning protein tyrosine kinase activity
Source: RefSeq, a predicted model, not a curated record
CAAACACUUCCGCAGCCCAAACUGAAAUAGCAGCUGAGCAACUCACAAUGUGACUGUAGAAGGAGCACCUGCAAGUCGCCUGAACGUGUACCUGGAACACUAAGUUUUCAGGACCGAAUAUUCAAUGGCAGGGAUAAAAUUCAACAACAAGCUGAAAUGAAUUCAGAAAUUAUUCUUGAAGAGAUACUCAUUAAAAGGUCGCAGCAGAAGAAACGAACAUCUCCAUUAAACUACAAGGAAAGAGUUUUUGUGCUCACCAAAUCUCGUCUGACUUAUUACGAAGGACGGGCCGAGAAAAAAAAUAAAAAGGGCUCCGUUGAUCUUACAAAAGUCAAGUGCGUGGAAAUUGUAAGGAAUGGAAGUGAUAUCGCUGCUUGCCAAAAUAAGUAUCCCUUUCAGGUUGUCUACGACACAAACACACUCUACAUUUUUGCACCCAAUAAUGAAAGCCGGCUGCAGUGGGUGAAAAAUAUGAAAGAAGAAAUAAAGAAUAACAACUACAUCUUGGCUAAAUACCAUCCUCAGUUCUGGGCAGACGGGGCAUAUCAUUGUUGUAGGCAAACAGAAAAAUUGGCACCGGGAUGUGAAGAGUAUAACAUUUUUGGAGAUGUAACAAGGAAACCGCUACCCCCUACACCAGAUGCAAUUCGGUCGAGACCUCCACCACCAUGUCCUCCACAGGAUCCAGAGGAAGAGGAGGAAAAAGUAGAUAUUGUAAUUGCCAUGUUUGAAUUUCAUCCAGCUGAGCCACAUGACCUUACUCUGGUUAAAGGGGAAGAAUAUAUUAUAUUAGAAAAGAAGGAUAUCCAUUGGUGGAAAGCAAAAAAUAAAUAUGGGAAAGAAGGGUAUAUCCCAAGCAAUUAUGUAACUGAGAAAAAGUUAGACAACUUAGACCAAUAUGAGUGGUAUAGCAGAAAUAUGAACAGAAAUAAAGCAGAACAACUUCUUAAAAAUGAAGAUAAAGAAGGCGGGUUUAUCGUUAGAAACUCCAGUCAAGCAGGUUUAUAUACAGUAUCACUUUAUACAAAAUAUGGAGGAGAAGGCUCCUCGUCUAUCAGGCACUACCACAUCAAAGAGACAGCAUUUCCAAAGCAGUACUACUUAGCAGAGAAGCAUGUCUUUAACACAAUUCCCGAGAUGAUUGAAUAUCACAAGCACAAUGCAGCAGGUCUUGUUACCAGGCUGCGGUACCCUGUGUGCCAGAAAGGAAAGUGUGCCCCUACAACAGCGGGAUUCAGCUACGAUAAAUGGGAAAUAAACCCAUCUGAGCUGACAUUCAUGAAAGAACUAGGAAGUGGCUUGUUUGGUGUUGUACGACUAGGUAAAUGGCGCGCACAAUAUAAAGUAGCUAUCAAAGCAAUACGUGAAGGUGCAAUGUCUGAAGAGGACUUCAUAGAGGAAGCUAAAGUCAUGAUGAAACUGACUCAUCCGAAGCUUGUACAACUUUAUGGUGCUUGUACACAACAAAGGCCUAUUUAUAUAGUUACGGAAUUCAUGGAACAUGGUUGCCUUUUAAACUACCUUCGUCAGAGGCUUGGACAGUUUAAUUCUGACAUUCUGCUCAGUAUGUGUCAAGAUGUGUGUGAAGGCAUGAAUUACUUAGAACAGAAUAACUUCAUCCAUCGAGAUCUGGCUGCCAGGAACUGUUUAGUAAACGAUGCAGGUGCUGUUAAAGUGUCUGAUUUUGGAAUGACACGGCAUGUUCUUGAUGAUCAGUAUACAAGUUCAUGUGGUGCAAAAUUCCCUGUAAAGUGGUCCCCACCAGAGGUUUUCAAUUACAGCAAAUUCAGCAGCAAAUCAGACGUAUGGUCUUUUGGGGUUUUAAUGUGGGAAGUGUUUACUCAGGGUAAGAUGCCAUUUGAGACAUAUUCCAAUGUUGAAGUUGUAGAAAUGGUGACCAGAGGUGAAAGACUAUAUCGGCCAAAGUUGGCAACCAAAAAUAUCUACAGUGUCAUGAUGGCAUGUUGGCAUGAGAAACCUGAAGGACGGCCCAAAUUUUAUGACCUUUUGCUCACAAUAGGACAAAUUCUUGAAGGAGAAUUUUGAUACCUGCACUAGUCCGGAUGGGAAGAGUUGACAUUUCAUAGACAUUUUACUCUUCAAAUUACUAGAACUUUCUUAGCCAGCUAAUUCAAUCUCCUCAGGAACAUAACCGUUUCACAUGUUAUGGAUUAUAUGUGUUUAUUAUAUAUUUGGAAUUUCAACAACUGUCCACACUAGGUAAAAAGAAAAAAAUACUAACGGUAACCUAACCAAUGGAGGGUUUCAGUGACCAUGGAUCUGCGUGAAAUCGCUGAAAUAUUAGCAAUGUUGAUUUUGGGGUACAAGUUUGUGAGAUUUAUGUAAAAAAGAAAAAAGUUAGAAAAGGAAUUUUAUGAUUUUUUAUGUUUUAUCUUUGUGAAUAUAAAAGCCAUGAUUGAGAAUUGAUUUUGCUCACAUGUCCUAAGCAUGUUUAAGCUGUAAAUAUGAAAAAUAUAUUUAUAUUAAAACAUCUGUGGUAAAUUGUUUUGAUUAGACAUAUCAAAUUGUUUUAAACUACACUUCAGGGGCUUUGUAUGAGUUAUAAAUACCAUUAUAUACAGUGAACGUGCAAAAUAUAUUAACCCUUAUUUAUGGCCUACAUUUACUGUAAUCGCAGUGGACAGAAGAUUAAAAAGGAAAGAAGGGCACAGGGAAAGAUCUUGUAUUUUUGGAUAAAUUUGAAGAUAUUCAGUUGCAAGAAAACAUUUGUGAACCCUUUGAAAUUACUUAGAGUUCUGCAUUGAUUACUCAUAUAAAGUGGUCUGAUCUUCACACAGGUGUACUUUUCAAUUUAUAUUAAAGACAUUGAGUAAUCAUUCACAGUGCAGGCUGGAAAAGUAAAUGUAACCUUUAAGGGACAGUCAAGUCAAAAUUAAACUUUCAUGAUUCAGAUAGGGCAUGCAAUUAUAUGUGACCGGUCAUCAUUUUUUAUCAAUACAGUGUUAUUUUAUUAUAUUUUUGUAAUAAAUAUUAUGAGCGUUAAUAUACUAUAGAGUUCUGCUGUGCUCUGUAUGUUUGCUUUUUUAGCGCUAUUCUAGUAACCAUUUCUCUUGCACAACAUUUGUUUAAAGCUAAACCUAGGUAGGCUCAUAUACUAAUUUCUAUGCCCUUGAAGGCUACCUUUUAUCUCAGUGCAUUUUGACAGUUUUUCACUGCAAGUUCAUGUGUUCCAUAUAGAGAACGUGCUCACUUCUGUGACGUUAUUUAUGAGUCAGCACCAAUUGGCUAAAAUGCAUGUCUGACAAAAGAACUGAAAUAAAGGGACAGUCUGCAGAUGUUUAGAUACAAGGUAAUCAGAGAGGUAAAAAGUAUAUUAAUAUAACUGCAAUAAAGGGAAUAUCUAUCUUUGUAAACAAUAAAAAGAUUCUGGAGUAGACUGUCCCUUUAAAUUUAGUAACUUUAAGAUCCUCCUUUAGCAGCAACAACCUCUGCCAAAGUUUCCUGUAGCUGCUUAUAAGACUUGCACAACAUUGAGGAUGGGUUUAAGACCAUUCCUUCCUACAAAUCUGUUACAGUUCAUCAAUAUUCUGGGUUGUCUUUAUUGUACAGCCCUCUUCAGGUCCUGCCACAACAUCAAAAUUAGAUUAAAGUCGGGUCUCUGACUUGGCCAUUCCAAAACACAAUUCUUAUGACUCAAAAUAAUUUUUGGAGAAGUGAUUAACACUAAGGUUCACUUACUUUUUCCACACUUAAUUGUUAAUGAUUACUCAAUGUCUUCAAUAAAAAUUUGAAAAUUACAA